Messenger RNA from Phaeodactylum tricornutum CCAP 1055/1, 933 nucleotides. RefSeq lists its product with no specific name. Gene Ontology annotation, molecular function: ATP binding; protein serine/threonine kinase activity. The record is from RefSeq and is a predicted model, not a curated record. The transcript has 4 exons. Gene Ontology annotation, cellular component: cytoplasm; nucleus. NCBI's taxonomy places the organism in Eukaryota, Bacillariophyta, Bacillariophyceae, Surirellales, Neidiaceae. Gene Ontology annotation, biological process: peptidyl-serine phosphorylation; endocytosis; signal transduction. The coding region runs from base 1 to 933 and encodes 310 amino acids.
AUGGAACUGCGGGUGGGUAAAAAGUACCGUCUCGGUCGGAAGAUCGGUUCCGGUUCCUUUGGAGAUAUUUAUCUCGGAACGAACAUGACUACGGGUGAAGAAGUUGCCAUCAAGCUCGAAUCGGUCAAAACCAAACAUCCGCAGUUACUCUACGAAAGCAAGAUUUAUCGCAUUCUGCACGGCGGCUUGGGAAUCCCGAACGUUCGAUGGUACGGUAUCGAAGGCGAUUACAACGUCAUGGUGUUGGACCUGCUGGGUCCAUCACUGGAAGACUUGUUCAACUAUUGCGGUCGUCGUUUCCAACUCAAGACUGUCCUCAUGCUGGCUGAUCAACUGUUGUCGCGGCUCGAAUACGUGCACACCAAGUCUUUUAUUCAUCGGGACGUCAAACCGGACAAUUUCUUGAUUGGUCUCGGCAAGCGACAGUCGGUCAUUCACAUUAUCGAUUUUGGUUUAGCCAAAAAGUACCGAGACCCACGUUCGCAUCAACACAUUCCCUACCGUGAAAACAAGAACUUGACAGGAACGGCCCGAUAUGCCUCGAUCAAUACGCACAUUGGGAUCGAACAGUCGCGACGGGACGAUCUCGAGUCGCUCGGUUACGUUCUCAUGUACUUUAUUCGCGGCUCCCUCCCUUGGCAAGGACUCAAGGCAAAUACCAAGAAACAGAAGUACGAGCGCAUCAUGGAUCGCAAAAUGAGUACCAGUACAGAGCAACUGUGCAAGGGAUACGCCACAGAAUUUCGUUCGUAUUUCGAGUACUGUCGGUCGUUGAGAUUCGAAGAUCGACCGGAUUACGCCUACCUCAAACGUCUAUUCAAGGAGCUGUUUUAUCGCAAAGGAUUUCAAUACGACAACAUGUUUGACUGGACGGUUUUGAAUCUGCAGCAAGAGCUCAGUGUUGCGAAGCAAAAUUUUCGUCAACGAUUGUAG